This is a messenger RNA of Helianthus annuus (common sunflower), 3651 nucleotides long. Its product is annotated as cadmium/zinc-transporting ATPase HMA3. Gene Ontology annotation, molecular function: cadmium ion transmembrane transporter activity; ATPase-coupled monoatomic cation transmembrane transporter activity; ATP binding. The record is from RefSeq and is a predicted model, not a curated record. The transcript is spliced from 9 exons. Gene Ontology annotation, biological process: monoatomic cation transport. Gene Ontology annotation, cellular component: membrane. NCBI's taxonomy places the organism in Eukaryota, Viridiplantae, Streptophyta, Magnoliopsida, Asterales, Asteraceae. The coding region runs from base 69 to 3350 and encodes 1093 amino acids.
CUUCCUAGCUACCUUGCAUAAUUAAAUCUCUUCUAUCUUCAUCUUGAUAAAUAAAAGUUAAUAAUAUCAUGAAGGAGAACUCAUCCAAGAAAUUGGAAAAAACCUACUUUGAUGUUUUAGGACUUUGUUGCUCAUCCGAGGUGCCGCUGAUUGACAAAAUCUUACGACCGAUUGAAGGUGUUUACGAUUUUUCUGUCAUCGUUCCAUCGCGGACUGUCAUCGUCAUUCAUGAUCCGCUCCUGGUUUCUUCUCUUCAAAUUGUUAAGGCGCUAAACCAAGCACGAUUAGAAGCAAAUGUGAGAGUAAAAGGAGAUACAAACUACAGAAACAAAUGGCCAAGCCCAUUUGCAGUGGCUUGUGGUGCAUUGCUUUUGUUAUCGUUUUUGAGUUAUGUUUUUCCACCUUUCAAAUGGUUGGCACUCGGAGCUGUUGCCAUUGGCAUUGUUCCCAUCGUUUUGAAAUCUUUUGCGUCAUUACGUAAUUGUAGGCUCGACGUAAACACCCUCAUGCUCAUUGCAGUUGCGGGCUCGAUUUUUCUGAAUGAUUACUGGGAAGCAGGAACGAUCGUGUUCUUAUUCACUACAGCAGAAUGGCUUGAAUCGCGCGCCUCUCACAAGGCCACUGCUGUAAUGUCAUCAUUGAUGAACAUGGCCCCGCAAAAAGCUGUAUUAGCCAGCAACGGUGAAGAAGUCAACGCUAGUGAAGUCAUGGUCAACACAAAGCUUGCGGUUAAGGCAGGCGAUGUCAUCCCGAUUGAUGGAAUCGUUGUGCAAGGGACGUGUGAGGUUGACGAGAAAGCUCUAACUGGAGAGUCGUUUCCUGUAUCAAAACAAGUAGAUUCUACUGUUUGGGCUGGCACAAUAAACUUAAACGGUUACAUUAGCAUUAAUACUACGGUCCUAGCUGAAGACUCUGUAGUCGCAAGAAUGGCAAAGCUCGUCGAACAAGCUCAAAAUAAUAAAUGUAAAACUCAACGAUAUAUAGACGAAUGCGCUAAAUACUACACGCCAGCUGUUGUUGUCGUAGCAGCCUGUUUGGCGGUGAUACCAGCUGCUAUGAAACUUCACAAUCUAGACAACUGGUAUCAUCUCGCUUUGGUAGUUUUGGUAAGUUCAUGCCCAUGCGCGCUCAUUCUGUCGACACCAGUUGCUACAUAUUGUGCACUAUCUAAAGCAGCUACAACCGGGCUUCUGAUCAAAGGCGCAGAAUACCUCGAAACACUUUCGAAAGUUAAAAUAUUUGCUUUUGAUAAAACUGGAACGAUCACUAGAGGAGAGUUUUCGGUUUCAAACUUCCAUUCACUUAGAGAUGAUAUCAGCCUGGAAAAAUUGCUAUACUGGGUUUCGAGUGUAGAGAGUAUGUCUAGUCAUCCCAUGGCUGCAACACUUAUAGAGUAUGCACAGUCGAAUUCUGUCGAAGCACAACCCCACAAUGUUCACGAAUUUGAAAAUUUUCCUGGUGAAGGAAUUUGUGGUAAAAUUGAAGGAAAAAGGAUUUAUGUCGGGAAUCAAAAGAUUGCUAUUAGAGCAGGCUGUAAUUCAACAGUAUUGCAAAGUGCAAGUAAAAACAUGGAAGGAAAGUCAACCGGGUACAUAUUUCUAGAUUCUUCACUAGCCGGAGUCUUUAAUCUCUCGGAUGGAUGUCGAACAGGUGCAAAAGAAGCACUCAAAGAACUCAAAUCAAUGGGUAUCAAAACCGCUAUGCUUACAGGAGACUGUCAAGCUGCAGCCAAUCAUACACAAAAUGAGUUAGAGGGUGCAUUAGAGAUAAUGCAUGCAGAACUUUUACCCCAAGAUAAAGCGAAAAUCAUACAAGAUUUUCAAAAGUUAUCUCCAACAGCAAUGGUUGGAGAUGGUAUUAACGAUGCACCCGCUUUAGCCACUGCGGAUAUCGGGAUUUCGAUGGGGAUAUCGGGAUCUGCACUCGCAACUGAAACUGGGCACGUGAUUUUAAUGUCGAAUGAUGUACGGAAAAUACCGAUAGCAGUGAGACUCGCGCGAAAAACACGAAGAAAAAUAUUUGAGAACAUUUUUCUGGCUAUUAUUACCAAGGCUGCUAUAAUUGCGUUGGCUAUUGCGGGUCAUCCGUUAGUUUGGGCAGCGGUUUUAGCGGAUGUUGGGACGUGUUUGGUAGUGAUUCUUAACAGUAUGCUUUUGUUAAGAGCUACGACUGUUACAAAAACCGCAAACAAACAUUCGGGUUCUUCACAUGAUCAUAAACAUUGCCAUUCAUCUCACAAACACGUCAAAUGUUCGUCUCAUAAGUCUCAUAAGCACGAGUCCGCAAAUUGUGAAACAAAGAAAGGUUGCUGUGGGCAUGAUGAUGAAGGACAUAAGCUUACGCAUUCAGUACCGAAAACGGAAGAUAAAGGUAGUUGUUGUGCGCAUGAUCAUGUACAUGUACAUGAAGUGAAGCACUGUGGACAUGCUGAUGAAGACGUGCAUUCGGUAAAACUUGUGGUACAAGACAUAGGAAACACACAUGGUUGUUGUGCUCAUACUGACGAUGCGGUCCAUGAGGUCAAGCACGAGAUACAAGAACACAAAAACAAUGGCUGCUGCGGUCAUGAUCAUGUACAUGAAGUGAAGCACCGUGGACAUGAUGAUGAACAUGUGCAUGAGGUAAAGAACUCGGUACAAGACAUAGGAAGCAAACAUAGUUGCUGUGCUCAUAAAGACGAUACGGUCCAUGAGGUCAAGCACCGGAUUCAAGAACACAAAAACCAUGGCUGCUUCGGUCACGAUCAUGAUCAUGUACAUGAAGUGAAGCAUUGUGGACAUGAUGAUGAAGACGUGCAUGUGGUAAAUCACUCGGUACAAGACAUAGGAAACAAACAUGGUUGUUGUGCUCAUAACGACGAUGCGGUUCAUGAGGCUAAGCAUGAGGUACUAGAACACAAAAACCACGGCUGCUGUGGUCAUGAUGAUUCCUGUGGUGAUGAAGUACAUGAGGAAAAGCACACUACACACGGCUGUUGUGAUCAUGCUACUAAUGAAUUACACAAAGACUUUGAUAUUGAAUCGCAGACUAGACGGACUCGUAGUUGUGAGAUUGUAGUCAAGAAGAAAACCGACUGCUGCCAUGAUCAAACAACCCACAAAAAAAGCCUAUCGAAUCAUGAAAUACAUAGCGAUUUAAACCAUGAUCAUCAUCAUCAUGUGAAAGAGUACAUAACUGAAGAGGAAUUGGGGAAAAUGGUAAGACAUUGUUGCGAGAAUCAUGGGUUGGAAAAGAGGCAUGUAAGCGAGUGUUGCAAAAGCUUUAGAAAGGAAUGUUGUGGACACCGACGCUUCGGAGUUGGAUUCAAUGGAGAAGGAGGGUUAUCAGAGAUAGUGAUUGAGAAUGUGUAGAUCUUUAUAGUUUCUGGAAAUGCGCUGUUUUAUUGGCGUUAGGUACAUUAUCAACUCCGAAAAGGAUACAGGUUAUUCAUCUUUUUUGCUAGAGACAGAUUUAUGUACCAUGUUAGUUGUGUCUUAUAUUUGUGUAUUUGUCUAUUAAGUUUCCCAGCUUUCGAAGAAAUUCGCAAUGCAAAAUUGUAUCUUAAUUCCUAUGCUAAAUACUAGUGAUCUACUGUCAGCAAAUCGCCUCAGGAGUGUUGUUCCCAGAAUAUUUCAAAUUAUUUUAUUGAAAGCAGUAGUCGAUUCGAUCUUU